This is a messenger RNA of Spinacia oleracea (spinach), 1492 nucleotides long. RefSeq names its product peroxidase 51. The record is from RefSeq and is a predicted model, not a curated record. Bases 293 to 1285 code for a protein of 330 amino acids. The transcript has 4 exons. Lineage: Eukaryota; Viridiplantae; Streptophyta; Magnoliopsida; Caryophyllales; Amaranthaceae. Gene Ontology annotation, biological process: response to oxidative stress; hydrogen peroxide catabolic process. Gene Ontology annotation, molecular function: peroxidase activity; heme binding.
CAAUAACAAAUCCAAGGUUGGCGUUUUCUGAUCGUCACAUUCAAAACAGUCAUAAUUCCAAUUAGAACAUGCCGCCAGACAUUAAAGUUUUAAACUAAGAUUCUACUCCAACUGGCAAUGAUACCCCAUUACCCCCAUCUAAUCAUACUUAGUGUUAGUGUUUUACUACACUAAUCCCUUCCUAAACUCAUUUGCUGUAAAACUUUAAUAAUUCCCCAUAUAUAUAUUCUCUUUAUCUCUUACAUAUUGUAUCACACAUUCACACUACAUAAAACAAAACAAAUCAAUUCUAAUGGGUAAUCAAUUUAACAAUGUUUCAAUUUCUGCCCUGUUAAUUAUACUCUGUUUAUCAUUCCCUUACACAGCAACUUCUCUCAGUACAACUUAUUACGCCAAAACAUGUCCAAACGUUGAGAAAAUCGUUAGACAAGCUGUCCAGAAGAAAAUCCAGCAAACCUUCGUUACUAUUCCGGCAACUCUCCGUUUGUUCUUCCAUGACUGCUUUGUCAGUGGAUGUGAUGCUUCGAUUAUUAUCCAAUCCACGGGUACCAACACCGCGGAAAAGGACCAUCCGGAUAAUCUGUCACUAGCCGGGGACGGGUUUGACACCGUGAUUAAGGCAAAGGCCGCGGUUGAUGCUGUUCCGGGAUGUACUAAUAACGUCUCUUGUGCUGAUAUUCUUGCCCUUGCUACUCGCGAUGUUGUUAAUCUGUCUGGUGGACCGUUUUGGGAAGUGGAAUUGGGAAGAUUUGAUGGGUUAGUAUCAAAAGCAUCGAGUGUUAAUGGAAGGUUGCCUCAACCAACAGAUGAAUUGAAUCGGCUUAAUUCUUUGUUUGCUUCAAAUGGUCUCACUCAAGCUGAAAUGGUUGCUCUCUCAGGGGCACACACAGUUGGGUUUUCUCAUUGCAGUAAGUUCUCAAAACGGAUAUACGGGUUCACACCGAAGAACCCAAUUGACCCGACCCUAAAUGCACAGUUUGCAACCCAAUUGCAAACCAUGUGUCCUAAAAAUGUGGACCCCAGAAUUGCUGUUAACAUGGAUGUCCAAUCUCCCAGGAUUUUCGACAACGCUUAUUACAGGAAUUUGAUUAAUGGUAAGGGCCUUUUUACUUCGGAUCAGGUCCUUUAUACGGAUCCAAGAACAAAGGGCCUUGUUACAGGUUGGGCCCAAAGUUCGUCAAGCUUUAAACAGGCUUUUGCUCAGUCCAUGAUAAAAUUGGGCCGGGUUGGGGUCAAGAAUUCAAAGAAUGGGAAUAUUCGAGUUCAAUGUGAUGUAUUCAACUAAAAUGCCUUCUCUUUAGUAUUUAGUACUAGUACUAGUAUUCUUUUGAUUUUCUAUUGGGAAUAAAGGAAGUAAUAAUAAGUUUGAUUGUUUAUUUUUGUCUUUGUAUAUUCUUAAAUUGUGAAUCUGUAAUGACCUGCAAUAAUAUGAACUUGAAAAUGUAAGAAUAUUGUUGUGGUCCGAUCCACUUAUGUGCAAAAGUGUUAAUAA